AUGACUCUAGCACGGGUGAUCCAGCUAGUGGGCAUCGUGAUGGCAGGCAUGGCAUCUGCGACGGACUACCCUGCCACCUGGGCUCUUGCAGAUCACGGCACGGUUCCAGCUGCUACCGUCUACGCCAUCACCGAUUCCUCCAAUGAUGCCCAGCUUCCCGGCACGAUGAGUUCCGGCGAUGUCAACGGUGAUGGCAGCAACGACUUCGCCUACGAGUUUCCUGUCGGCACUUUCAACGUGCACUUCGGAGGCAUUUCUGCAGACUUGGAUCUCGACAGCAAUUCUUACAGUGGCUCCAAUGGCUUUAGCAUCGUCACCGGUAACAGCGGCCAUAUUUGGGGCACCAUUGCCGGCGACGUCAACCAGGAUGGCUUCAACGACGUGUUGUUCUUCCACGAGGCGUCCGCUUCCGUCAAAAUCGUCUUCGGCAAGGCUAGUGGGUGGAGCGCUUCCUACACCGUUGCGAGCAUGACGUGGGAUGGCACGGACGGCCGUGAGUUGACCUACACAGGCGAAAGCAACUUUGCAGAUAGUUCCUUCGGCGGUAGCACGCCGCAGAUCCUCAGUGGAUUCGACAUCAACAACGACGGCAUUGACGACAUCGCCGUCGUUUCAAAGGGCAGCAGCAACAGUGGUCGAGUAAGCAUUUUCUUCGGCAAAAGCACCUGGUCCGCAUCGGUGGACGGCUCCACCGAUUUUGAUGGCACCAGUACCGGCUUCUCCUUCAUGGAUGCUGCAAAUGCCAGGUUGGGACGCGGCCUGACUGUGGGAGAUGUUAACGGAGAUGGCAUCGACGAUGUCGUGGCCGCGAGUGGUACGUAUUCAGCUUCCAUUGCCGACAUUUAUGCUCAUGUCGAUGGCACCACUGGCUUCCGGCUGUGUGGGGCAGCAACCAACACCUACAUCGCGGACUACUACGUGACCUCGACAGACUUCAACGGCGACGGCAUCUCCGACCUGCUGUUCGCAGGGCGAGGCAGCCAGCAGGGCUUGUACCUUCUCUUCGGCAAGGCAUCCUUUGCCGCGAGUUUGACUCUGCCGUUCGCAAGCGGUGAGGGAGUCUCCUUCACGGGCUUUUCGGCCCAGCCGGCAUUCCUGAAAAUCGCCAACCUGGGCAAGUUCAACAACGACCAGUACGAGGAUAUGGCGUUUGGGGAUGGCAGCAGCCUGUACGUCGUGUUCGGCAGUGACACCAUUGACGUCACGGCGCUGAGCGGCAGCGACGGGUUCAAGGUGACAGACGGUGGCGGCGGCAGCUUCAAUUCGCCGUUCUACAGCCCGAUCGACAUGACUGGAGAUGGAUCGACAGACGUCGCACUGUUCAUCUCGACCUUGUUGAUGCCGUCCUUCGUGACAGUGAAUUCUCCGUAUGCCAUUGUGGGCAACGGACCGGCAGGAGGCGCGAGCAACAAUGCGGCCACGUCAACAACCUCCAGCAGCCUCUCCACUUCAGCAACCACAAGCAGCUCGACAGAGACAUCUUCCUCCACAUUUACACAUACAUCAAGCAGCUCCUCCACCUCAAGCAGCAUGACGUUCUCUUCCACGUCAUUCGCUGAGACUUCUUCUAAUACAUUUACAGGAACAUCAAGCAGCUCCUCCACCUCAAGAAGCAUAACGUUUUCUUCCACAUCUUUAUCAGAGACUUCUUCUUCUACACUGACACGCACCUCACAAACCACGACAUCCGAUGGCAACAGUAGUUUCGAGACAGGUGAUGAAGCAACCACCACAGCCGAAGUCGUAUCAGGCGAGCAACAGACCGACCUCUUGGACGACGAAGACAACGGGGUGAAUGGAUGGGUGGUCUUUCUGAUCGUGAUGACUGUGCUGAUCAUGAUCGGGUGUGGGGUCGUGGUGUCAUGCUGGAUAGUGAGGCGCCGUGACAGGAAGGCGCAGGUCACGCAUGAGCAGGAAACCACUAACGCAGCCGCAGCGGCCUCACUUUCGAGCACCAGAUGCCAAGUGGGUACCGCUUGGUGA
Symbiodinium sp. CCMP2456 is the source of this 1983-nucleotide messenger RNA. The record is from the annotation of a GenBank genome assembly. NCBI's taxonomy places the organism in Eukaryota, Dinophyceae, Suessiales, Symbiodiniaceae.